AUGAACUUUGUUCAGCAACGAUUAGGCGGUAACGCAAAAAUUGGAGGAGGAGGAGGAGGAGAAGGAGGGGAUGUUUGCGCUAUAAGCAGUACACCUUUAAAUUUACGAUUUACGCAACUACCAGAGACUGCCACAGUAGUAUACCCUGGUGGUGCGGGAAAUAGCGUUGAUAUUGUAAAGAAAGGAAAUACAAAUAGUGAUGGAUCAUUAACCGUUCUAGCGGGAAACGAUGUUUUAACACGAAGACCACGGAAAAAGUGGGAUGAUGUGGCAGUUCUCCCCAUUGGGGAUACACCGGACUAUGCUUCAUCAUUGAUAUCAAAUUCAUUUGACAUACCAUCCACUGAAACACACGUCUUCCCGUCAUCCACAGAACCGUCAUCAUCCAAGGAAAAUGCAUUAAGUGGUUUUAUGACUAUGAAUGGUAAUCAAAUACAAUAUUCACCGCGUUCAUCUGAGCGAAACAUUCAUAAAAAAAUACCGAAUUCCAUAUCAGCACCGGGAAUUGCUGAGCUGCAGCAACAGGUCUCUUCUACUCCACUCAGUAACACUAUGCGAAAUAGAGAAUCUUCUGAGUCGUGCAGUACAUUAGUCAAGGAUUCACCCUUCACAUUUCCUCAGUCUCCUAGUUCGGCACUUAGUCGGGCUAGCAUGAAACGUUGUAGUUUAACAAAACAUCUGAAAGGGAUCAAAAGCAGUGAGACCGUAUGGACGCCACCGCUAAUCGGUACAAGGCGAUCGGCAAGUAACAUGCAUUACACUACAGUCUCAGGACGGUCAAUUCCAGUAACACGACGAAAAUCCGAUUUGCACGUCACUUUGUCGCGUUUACAUCAGCAGCAGCAACAAGAACAAGAUAUUUUAAGUACCACAGCUAUAGGUCGGGCUUUAAGUCCACUGGCUCGUUGCCAAGCAAUUAAUGAUGUAAUCAAAAAUCGACGAAUGACAAUUUCAGGAGAAGAUGACUACGCCUCAUCUGAUCUUCAUUUACGCAGUCGAAGUCAAAGUCCUUCACAACUUACUCUCAAUGUUCUAGGAAACGGGAAACGGCAGCGACAAGAUUCUGAUACAUCAACAUAUUCAGUUCUAACCAUGGCUUCUUCUCGUUUGACACCGUCAUCUUCACGGGCAAAUCUUCGAACUGUCACUGUUAACAAGCAGCAGUCAUCACAGACGCUGAAUCGAUUGGCAGGAUUGCGUGAUAGGUUGCGCAAAUCUCAGGAGAAUUUGACUGCACCUCUGAGUGAUGACGGUUUCUCAGCAGUUUAUCCAAAUAUUAUGUCGCGUUCAAAAUCAUUCGGUAAUCUUCGGCUAACAGCUGCUGCACCGCUAAGCGGAAAUCGACCUGGACUUAGUUCACUACUUGGUACUAAUGGCGAUGCUGGUAAAUCAUAUCUGUCACGAUUGAAUGCUGAUACUGCUCCUGUUUGUGCAUCCGGGUUGAGCAUCCGAAGUCGUUUCAUUGCGCGCUCAGUAGGUAAUUUAUACAAUAACCAGGAAAGAAGCGAUACAUUGACUGAUAGCAGUUUUUUGAGUCAAGCAGAAAUAUCGUUGAGCACAAAAACUGAACGGAAUUUGGCAAAAACUAUCGAGAAUCUGAAGAAAGCGAGUAACCCGGAUCUUUCAAAGUUUGAAGUCGCUGAAACAGCUGAAGUUUUGCAUGAGAUGGAAAACGAACGAGAGCAUUUGUUUCCAUUAGCGCUUUCAACACGCAAUCAAAAGGGCAAAGGAGCAGUGCAGAAACGAGUUGAAAGAUAUCAUCCACGAAAUCGGGUAUCUCGGGAUACAACGAGUGGUGAAAGUGAUAGUAAUAGUUCGGAAGUUAAUGGGUCACAGCUACUACAGGCCGGUGGGACUGUCGGGCAACAGUUUGCUCCGCGACGAUACUUUACCACAAUUAAUGGCACAAGCAGAAGUAUAUCGUGUGUUGAAAAUAUGCCGAGGCAAAGCGUUCUUCAAACGCGUCGUAUUUUCGAACCGCAGCAGCGACACAGUUCUUCAAAUAUCCAACGCCGAGUUCCAAGUUAUUUAGCUCAGAAACUUGCAAGUGGCGACAUAGUGGCGCCAGAUGUUGGUAGCGAAGAAUAUUCACAGCAAUCAACAUCAUCGAGUGAGGUGGUAGCUUUCCAGGAUUUUAUUGCUAAAACGCAUCAAUCAAAACCUGAUGAAGAAAAAAGAAAUUAUCCCUAA
Acanthocheilonema viteae is the source of this 2190-nucleotide messenger RNA. NCBI's taxonomy places the organism in Eukaryota, Metazoa, Nematoda, Chromadorea, Rhabditida, Onchocercidae. The record is from the annotation of a GenBank genome assembly.